Messenger RNA from Cheilinus undulatus (humphead wrasse), 3038 nucleotides. Its product is annotated as NADH-ubiquinone oxidoreductase 75 kDa subunit, mitochondrial-like. Gene Ontology annotation, molecular function: NADH dehydrogenase (ubiquinone) activity; iron-sulfur cluster binding. The record is from RefSeq and is a predicted model, not a curated record. The transcript has 19 exons. Gene Ontology annotation, biological process: ATP synthesis coupled electron transport. Lineage: Eukaryota; Metazoa; Chordata; Actinopteri; Labriformes; Labridae. Gene Ontology annotation, cellular component: membrane. Bases 354 to 2564 code for a protein of 736 amino acids.
AGAGCCAAGGUUUGACCCCCGUGGGAAACUUAGCUGCACUCAGUUGUCAACUAAAUUUGACUAGUAAAUACUAAGUGGCUCAACUCUUAGAUAAAAUCUGAAAUUGAGGGGAAAUUCCUGUUGUUACUGCAGUAUCUUCUCCCCACAUUCUAUCCCAAAUUAGUGGGAAUGAGAUGCUGUUAAAGGCAGUUAUUAAUAUUCAAUUCCUUUACGAUUAAUACGUAUUAAAAGAGAGGAAGCCUACCUAUUUGGAUUAUGGUAUACUGGAUUACUUAAUCCGUGACGCAGCACAAUAACAAGACAGUGCGCAAUCUGCGUGGCUGGCAGUCUCAUGAGGACAUUCGCUGACAAGCAUGUUGCGUUUGCCUGCUGUGAGCCGGGGUCUGUUGCCAGCAGCUAUUACCAAAGGGGGUGAGUCGGCAGCUAACACUGCUCGCAAUGCAGCUACUGCAGCAGCACCUGCCAGCAACCUUGUGGAGGUGUUUGUUGAUGGGACACCUGUCAUGGUGGAGCCUGGAACCACGGUGUUGCAGGCAUGUGAGAAGGUAGGAAUGCAGAUUCCUCGCUUCUGCUACCACGAGCGCCUGUCAGUUGCUGGAAACUGUCGGAUGUGUCUGGUUGAAAUAGAGAAAGUUCCAAAGCCAGUGGCGGCUUGUGCAAUGCCAGUCAUGAAGGGUUGGAACAUUUUAACCAACUCUGAUAAAACAAGAAAGGCCAGAGAGGGUGUGAUGGAGUUUUUACUGGCUAACCACCCAUUAGACUGUCCAAUUUGUGAUCAGGGGGGAGAAUGUGAUUUGCAGGACCAAUCCAUGCAGUUUGGCAGUGACAGGAGCCGCUUCACAGAAGGCAAAAGAGCCGUAGAGGACAAGAACAUUGGCCCUCUCAUCAAAACCAUUAUGACUCGCUGUAUCCAGUGCACUCGCUGUGUGCGCUUUGCCAGUGAGAUUGCAGGAGUGGAGGAUCUGGGUACCACCGGCAGAGGCAAUGACCUGCAGAUUGGGACCUAUGUGGAGAAGAUGUUCAUGUCUGAAUUAUCCGGAAAUGUUAUUGAUAUAUGCCCAGUGGGAGCCUUGACUUCUAAACCAUAUGCUUUCACAGCUCGCCCUUGGGAGACAAGGAAGACUGAAUCCAUCGAUGUUCUGGAUGCUGUGGGAAGCAACAUUGUGGUGAGCACCCGUGGCGGUGAGGUGAUGAGAAUCCUGCCACGUAUCCAUGAAGAUAUUAACGAGGAGUGGAUUUCUGACAAAACCAGGUUUGCUUAUGAUGGUCUCAAGAGACAGAGGCUUACUCAGCCCAUGGUGAAAAAUGAGUCUGGGCAGCUGGUCCCCACUAGCUGGGAGGAUGUGCUGACUCGAGUUGCUGGAGCAUUGCAGGGAGUCACGGGUAAUGAAGUUGCAGCUGUUGUCGGAGGCCUGGCAGAUGCAGAGGCUCUUAUUUCCCUGAAAGACCUGCUGAAUCGUUUGAACAGUGACAACCUGUGCACAGAAGAGGGGUUCCCGAUGGCUGGAGCUGGAUCUGACCUGCGUUCAAGCUAUCUUCUUAACACUGGCAUCGCUGGUAUUGAAGAAGCUGACCUGCUGCUUCUGGUUGGAACACACCCACGCUAUGAGGCUCCUCUAUUCAAUGCCCGAAUCAGAAAAGGAUGGCUUCACAACGAGCUGCAAGUUGCUCUUAUAGGAAAGCAAGUAGAUCUAAGUUAUACAUAUGAUCAUCUUGGGGAGUCUGCCACAAUUCUCCAAGAAAUUGCAUCUGGAGUUCAUCCAUUUUCCCAGGUCCUGGCCAAAGCCAAGCAUCCUGUUGUUGUAGUUGGAAGCAGCUGCCUGCAGAGAGAGGAUGGGGCUGCGAUAAUGGCUGCUGUGUCGACCAUUGCGCAGAAUGCUCGCGUCAGCAGUGGCGUAGAGGAAACCUGGAAGGUCCUCAAUGUGCUUCACAGGGUUGCCAGUCAAGUGGCUGCACUUGAUCUUGGGUACAAGCCAGGGGUGGAGGCUAUCAGAAAGGAGCCACCAAAAGUUCUGUACCUGCUGGGAGCUGAUGCUGGCUGCAUUACUCGCCAAGAUCUCCAAAAGGAUAGCUUCAUAAUUUAUCAAGGUCACCACGGAGAUGUUGGCGCACCAAUGGCUGACAUCAUACUUCCUGGAGCUGCAUAUACUGAGAAAUGUAGCACCUAUGUGAACACUGAAGGCCGUGCCCAGCAGACCAAAGUUGCUGUGACUGCUCCAGGCAUGGCUAGAGAGGACUGGAGGAUCAUCAGAGCCAUAUCUGAGCUUGCUGGAGUGACACUGCCAUAUGACACCCUUGAUGGAGUGCGUGAUCGACUGGCAGAGGUUUCCCCAAAUCUGGUUCGAUAUGAUGAUGUUGAGGAGGCCAACUAUUUUAAACAGGCUACUGAACUGUCAAAGGCUGUGAACCAAGAAGUUCUUUCUGAUCCUUUAGUCCCCCCACAACUCACUGUGAAGGAUUUCUAUAUGACAGAUCCAAUAAGCAGAGCCUCCCAGACGAUGGCCAAGUGUGUGAAAGCUGUCACGGAGGGAGCACAAGCUGUGGAUGAGCCAGCCAUUUGUUAGAAAUCAGUGAAUAAACAUCAAAAACAUAACUGGCUUUAAAAAGAAAAAACAAAGAUACGCACAACUCCACUAUUUGCACAUUCCUAGAAACCUAUUUAUUUGCACUUUUAUUUUGAUAUAGAAAAUGUGUGACUUUAAUAGAUGCCUAAUCAUUGAUGUUAAUUAUGGAACUAACACACUUUAUUAACCUGCAGAAAUGUAUGUGCUACUUGCAAGUUUAAAAUGUAAACUAAGUUUACCAAAUAUCCAAAGGCGCACACCUGACAGUGUAAACUUUACCUUUUAGAAUGCACUUAAUAGUUGCUGUGACCAAAGGUUUUAACUGUUUAUCCUUUUAUGAUAAUCCAGUAUUUUGUCUUCCAGUGAAGCUUCCAAGAUUAAAUUGUUAAUGCAUAUAUUUUCCUAAAGGUAUACUGAAUUUAUUAUAAGGUUGGUCAUUUUUGUGAAAAUGAAUAAAUCAGUUUUCUGCAGCAA